Marmota monax (woodchuck) is the source of this 9139-nucleotide messenger RNA. RefSeq names its product SLIT and NTRK like family member 5 (gene Slitrk5). Gene Ontology annotation, cellular component: membrane. Gene Ontology annotation, biological process: axonogenesis; regulation of presynapse assembly; positive regulation of synapse assembly. The record is from RefSeq and is a predicted model, not a curated record. Gene Ontology annotation, molecular function: protein binding. Lineage: Eukaryota; Metazoa; Chordata; Mammalia; Rodentia; Sciuridae. Bases 198 to 3074 code for a protein of 958 amino acids. The transcript is spliced from 2 exons.
ACCCGCGGUCGCCACCGCGGCGGCGGCCCGGGGCUGCCGGCGUCCGGCCACCUCUUUCCUCCAGCGGCUCGGACUGCACUGAAAACUGCCUUCUCUUUCUGCCUGGGCUUUAGCAAAACCGUGCACACCCCAAAGAGGUAUUUUGUUAAGGGUAGCUAUGAUGAGUGGGCCCUGGAGAUGUGAGACGGGGAGGUAAAAUGCACACUUGCUGCCCCCCAGUAACUUUGGAACAGGACCUCCACAGAAAAAUGCAUAGCUGGAUGCUGCAGACUCUAGCGUUUGCUGUAACAUCUCUCGUCCUUUCGUGUGCAGAAACCAUCGAUUAUUAUGGGGAAAUCUGUGACAAUGCAUGUCCUUGUGAGGAAAAGGACGGCAUUUUAACUGUGAGCUGUGAAAACCGGGGAAUCAUCAGUCUCUCUGAAAUUAGCCCUCCCCGUUUCCCAAUCUAUCACCUCUUGUUGUCUGGAAACCUUUUGAAUCGUCUCUACCCCAAUGAGUUUGUCAAUUACACUGGGGCUUCAAUUUUGCAUCUGGGUAGCAAUGUUAUCCAAGAUAUUGAGACUGGGGCUUUCCAUGGGCUUCGUGGUUUGAGGAGAUUGCAUCUGAACAAUAAUAAACUGGAACUUCUUAGAGAUGAUACCUUUCUUGGCUUGGAGAACCUGGAAUACCUACAAGUCGAUUACAAUUACAUCAGUGUUAUUGAACCCAAUGCUUUUGGGAAACUGCAUUUGUUGCAGGUGCUUAUCCUCAAUGACAAUCUUUUGUCAAGUUUACCUAACAAUCUUUUCCGUUUUGUGCCCUUAACGCACUUGGACCUGCGGGGAAACCGGCUGAAACUUUUGCCCUAUGUGGGGUUGUUGCAGCACAUGGAUAAGGUUGUGGAGUUACAGCUGGAGGAAAACCCCUGGAAUUGCUCCUGUGAGCUGAUCUCUCUCAAGGAUUGGUUGGACAGCAUCUCCUACUCAGCCCUGGUGGGGGAUGUGGUUUGUGAGACCCCCUUCCGCUUACAUGGCAGGGAUUUGGACGAGGUAUCCAAGCAGGAACUUUGCCCAAGGAAACUUAUUUCGGACUAUGAGAUGAGGCCUCAGACGCCUUUGAGCACCACGGGGUAUUUACACACCACCCCAGCCUCGGUAAAUUCCGUGGCUACUUCUUCCUCUGCUGUUUACAAACCUCCCUUGAAGCCCCCUAAGGGAACCCGCCAACCCAACAAGCCCAGAGUGCGCCCCACCUCUAGGCAGCCCUCUAAGGACUUGGGCUACAGUAACUAUGGCCCCAGCAUCGCCUACCAGACCAAAUCCCCGGUGCCUUUGGAGUGUCCCACUGCGUGCACUUGCAACCUUCAGAUUUCAGAUCUGGGCCUAAAUGUAAACUGCCAGGAGCGCAAGAUCGAGAGUAUUGCUGAGCUGCAGCCCAAGCCCUACAAUCCGAAGAAAAUGUAUCUGACAGAGAACUACAUCGCUGCUGUGAGCAGGACAGACUUCCUGGAGGCCACCGGACUGGACCUCCUGCACCUGGGUAACAACCGUAUCUCAAUGAUCCAAGACAGCGCCUUUAGGGAUCUCAGCAACCUGAGACGCCUCUACCUGAAUGGCAACAGGAUAGAGAGACUGAGCCCAGAAUUAUUUUAUGGCCUGCAGAGUCUUCAGUAUCUCUUCCUCCAAUACAAUCUCAUAAGGGAGAUUCAAUCUGGGACUUUUGAUCCAGUCCCAAACCUCCAGCUGCUAUUCCUGAAUAACAACCUUCUGCAGGCCAUGCCCUCAGGCGUCUUCUCUGGCCUGACCCUUCUCAGGCUCAACCUGAGGAGUAACCACUUCACCUCCUUGCCGGUAAGUGGAGUUUUGGACCAGUUGAAGUCACUCAUCCAAAUCGACUUGCAUGACAACCCUUGGGAUUGUACCUGCGAGGUGGUGGGCAUGAAGCUGUGGGUUGAGCAGCUAAAAGUGGGCGUUCUAGUAGACGAAGUGAUCUGUAAGGCUCCCAAGAAAUUCGCAGAGACAGACAUGCGCUCCAUUAAGUCAGAGCUGCUGUGCCCAGACUAUUCGGAUGUGGUGGUUUCCACACCCACACCUUCCUCUAUCCAAGUACUAGUGAGGACCAGCGCCGUGACCCCUGCGGUCAAGUUGAACAGCACUGGGGCCCCGGCGGGCUUGGGUGCCGGCGGAGGUGCAUCUUCCGUGCCCUUAUCGGUGUUGAUCCUCAGUCUUCUGCUGGUUUUCAUAAUGUCCGUCUUCGUGGCCGCGGGGCUCUUUGUGCUGGUCAUGAAGCGCAGGAAGAAGAACCAGAGCGACCACACCAGCACCAACAACUCCGACGUGAGCUCCUUCAACAUGCAGUACAGUGUAUAUGGUGGCGGCGGUGGCGGCCCAGGCGGCCACCCACACGCGCACGUGCACCAUCGUGGGCCGGCUCUGCCCAAGGUGAAGACGCCCGCGGGCCACGUGUAUGAAUACAUCCCCCAUCCAUUGGGCCACAUGUGUAAAAACCCAAUUUACCGUUCUCGAGAAGGCAACUCCGUGGAGGAUUACAAAGACCUGCACGAGCUCAAGGUCACCUACAGCAGCAACCACCACCUGCAGCAGCAGCAGCCUCCGCCGCCGCCGCCGCAGCCCCAGCAGCAGCCCCCGCCGCAGCUGCAGCUGCAGCCAGGGGAGGAGGAGAGGCGGGAAAGUCACCACUUGCGGAGCCCCGCCUACAGCGUCAGCACCAUUGAGCCCCGGGAGGACCUACUGUCGCCGGUGCAGGACGCCGACCGCUUUUACAGGGGCAUUUUAGAACCAGAAAAACACUGCUCCUCCACCCCCGCCGGCAACAGCCUCCCGGAAUACCCCAAGUUCCCAUGCAGCCCCGCUGCUUACACUUUCUCCCCCAACUAUGACCUGAGACGCCCCCAUCAGUAUUUGCACCCGGGGGCAGGGGACAGCAGGCUGCGAGAACCGGUGCUCUACAGCCCCCCGAGUGCUGUCUUUGUAGAACCCAACCGGAACGAAUAUCUGGAGUUAAAAGCAAAACUAAACGUUGAACCGGACUACCUCGAAGUGCUGGAAAAACAGACCACAUUUAGCCAGUUCUAAAAGCAAAGAAACUCCCUUGGAGCUUUUGCAUUUAAAACAAACAAGCAAGUAGACACACAAGGUGAACACAUUUGAUCAAUUGUGUUGUUUCAACGUUUAGGGUGAAGUGCCUUGGCACGGGAUUCUCAGCUUCAGCGGAAGAUUCAGAAAGGGUGUGCAAUUUCCUUUACAUUUUACAUGUGGGAAACGUUUGUGUAAACUGGGCACAUCACUUUCUCUUCUUGUGUGUGGGGUGGAGGAGAGGAGAAGGGCUUUAUGGAGGGCAGUUUGCUGCAAGGGUGACUUAUGUUAAAGGUCGCAGUGGUUUUUUAGUGGUUGGAAGUGCUAAGAAUGGUGGAAGAUGACAGCCCAUAGAUCCUACUAUUCCUCUUUUGCUCCCUCACUCCUCCCUUUCUCCCCCUUUAAGCCAUGGGUGGGUCUAAAUGGCUUUGGUGGAGAGACUAGCACACCCCAACUUUAAUAGAAAGUUUGUUCUCUCUAUUCUUCUCCCUCCCUUUCCACCACCCUUCUUAUUCCUUUCCUUUGUUUUUAAAGGAUGUGUUUGUAUGCAUUCUGGACAUUUGAAUUGAAAAACAAAAUAUUGUGAUCUAGAAAAGGAUCACUAUAGAUGUGGACAAAUCAUUAAAAUUACAGAGCUAUAUGAUCCAUAAUUGAUUAGUCAAAAUAACUUAUUGAUGAAAUAUACAAAUAUUUUAUUGUAGCACCUAUUUUUAUAUGCACAUUUAGCAUUCCUCUUUCCUUCACUAUUUAGCCUAUGAUUUUCACAGAGGUAUCGCAUUGUGUCAGGAACUGCAUUACCAAGACUGAAGUGAUAUCAGGAAGGCAUUUUAAAUCAUUCAAAAUGUGGAGCACUUAAUGGCAAAAAUCUUUAAAAGCCAAUGCAGCCACCCAAUUGGACCUGUAAUUUUUUAAAGCUGAUUAUAUCCCAUUGUAUAAAAGAAAAAAAAAUAGGGCAAUUAAUUGGGCCGUUCAAGAGAAUUUUGUGCAAGUUUUUGGUUUCAUUAGAGAAGAUUUAAAAAUAUUUUUAUUAGUGAACCAAAACGAUGUAUUGAUUUGACUACUAUUGUAGCCGAUUUUCGAUUGUUUAACCAAACCCAGUUGCAUUUGUACAGAUCCACAUGUACUGGCACCUCAGAAGACCAAAUGAUGGACUGUACGAGUAUCUAUACAAUGUCUUUAUCCCUCUGGGCAGCAAGCAAUGAUGAUAAUGAAGAACAGGAUCUCUGUAAGAUGGGGCUAUUGUUGUUAAAGUCUCAUAUGUAUCCCAGCACAUGUAAUUUUUUAAAUAGUUUCUGAAUAAACACUUGAUAACUAUGUCAAAUAUGAGGGAUUGAAGUAAUGCUUACUUGAGGUGCAAAAGACCUAGCUAUGUGUGAUUGGUGGAAUCUCCAAUAUUAACAAUUUAAGAAAUAGUUGCUAAACUUCAUUCAUAACAGAAAUUCCCAUAAUUAUGUUUCAAAUAUAUAUGUAUGUAUAUACAUAUAUGUGUAUAUAUACGCGUGUAUAUAUAUAUGUGUGUGUAUAUAUAUGACUUUGUUGGUUCAGGGAAGUAUGUUCUUCAGAAUGUGUCAGUUAAUAUGUUUAUUAAUGACAUUUCAAUUGUAUAUGCUGUUUCCUCACUGAGUAUUCAACUAAUGCAUGGAACAUGGUAAGUAGUAUACUAUAUUUUCAUUUUUCUCAAUAUCAUGUAUGUCAUCAUAUCAAUAUUAUUUAUUCAAUUUACAAUUUUCUAUAAUUUCCAAAUAUUAACUUAAUGUAAACUGUCUUCAACAGUUAUGAUCGAUACUCUAUCUAAAGUUUAUUAAUGCCCUGAAUGUUCAAGAUGUUAUUGGGUAUAAGCUGUUCACCUCUGAGUAAGGUUUGCUGGUGAUUUUCAUUAGUUUAAUGACAAGAAAUGUUUGACUUAAUCUGAAACUUUAAAAGCCCUGUGUAUCAUUUCUUUGAGUGGAUCUCCCCAUAACCUCACCUGGAAUAUGUGCAAUAUCAAGGGCUGUUCAUGAACUUCACCUUUAAGGAACAAUUGCCAUGGCAUUCUGCCACAAAGAGGCAGCAUUCACCCAUGAGUAAAUUGACAGUAACUACUUGAAUUCAGAUGGAACAGGUGGUAAGUUUCCUUGAAGGAUUAAAAAAAAAAAUGUAAUGCUACUUUGACCAAGUACAGUAAACUAUCCAUAUUCUUUGCAACAUUUUUCCUUCCAAUUUUUUAAGGGGAAAAGAAUAAGCUUAAUAAUGCCAUGAUAUUAUCUUGAAAAAAAAUGUAUCUCUUACUCUUCAUCUACCUCCUCUAUAUAAAAUAUGAGAUUAGAAAAGAAGAAAUAAAUAGUAACAUUUGAGUACAUAUCUGGGAUUGUUACUAAUUUUUCCUCACAAUGGGAAUUAUUUUUCCUUUUAAAAAUGUAUCAUUUCCUCAACAUUAUUAUAUAUAAAUAUGAACGUGUUUUAUAAAUUCUAAAAUAUCAGUACAAAUGUAACUAGACUUUAUUUCUUAAUUGAUAUAUAAAAUGAUAAGGUAAGAUUUACACAAAGCUAAAGAUGUAUUUAUGGAAAAUAUAAGUAAUUUCCAAAGAAAGUUCAUUAAUGUAUUUUUCAAUGAUUUAUAAACUUUUAUUUUUAAAAUCAGUACAAUUCCAUAUCAUCUUUCCAAAUAUUCUCUUUAGGAGUUUUGUUCCUCUUUAUUCUUCCUAAGGUACCCAACAUGUUUUAAAGUUGAAAUAUAACAUUACAUGAUUUACUAACUGAAUAACAGAGGUUACUUUCAAUUUUUAUAUUUUCCCAAAUGUAUAAGGGGGAUAAACAUAAAUUCAUGGUGGAUGAAAAAAAAAUUUCCUGUCAGAGUCAUGAAACUGUAUUAAAUGAAUCAUGAAAUUGUACAAAAUGAAAAAUUUAUUAUUUUUCACUAAGUAAAUAGACUGGUUAUAUCACUGGUACAUUACUAGAUUAAGGAACCCAACAAAAUCUCUCCAUAUAAAUUUGGGUAAUUAUUGUGGUAUUUCAGGCAUCAAUUAAAAUUCAAAUAUGAACUAUACUUAUUCUUUGUGCUUUCUCUAUUUAAUAUGUUGCAUAAUCAUAUGUAAACAUAGUUCCAGGUAGAUAUUAUGAAGCAUCAUUUUAUCUCUGUAUGAUUAUUGUGUGGCUAUUUAAAUUAUCUCAGAUAAAUUAAAUAUAUUUAAUGUAGAUGAAGAUAAUUUGUAUACCUAUAUAAAAAUGAUUUACAUUGUUUAUUUAAGUUAUGAGUUACACAACUUCAGCAAAAAUAUCAUAAUUGGAGCACAUGCUGUUUUUAGGUAAGAUUAUGAUCUUCACACAUGUAAGUGGAAAAUUUUGGCAACUGAGCUGCAUACUGAAGUCAGUUUCUUACCAUUGUUCCCUUCACCCCAGUAGGGAAAUUAAACUAUAUAGAACAUCUAGGUAAAUUGUGGGAAAAGUUACCUAAUCUAAGACUGCAGAUUCUCAAUUUAUAUAUGUGCUAUGCUAGUUACUAGGAUGUAUUGUUGUAAAAUUAUUUAAAUUAAUGUGUAUAAUUCCCUUUCCCCACUCUAUUAUUUCAGAUUCUUUCUGUACAUCUCUGCCCUGAUUCUCUUUCUGUACGUCUCUUCCCUCCCUCUUUCCUUCUCUUUUCUUUCAUUAUUUUUCAGUAGAGCAAGAGAAAGAGUGAGAAUAGUUCACUCCUUGUUUGAAAUGCCAAAGACUGGCUAUUUAAUUUCAAGGGCUCAGUGGAUUGUUCCCAAAGUCACAUGACUCCAAAUUAAUGAAAAUAAACCAGACACAAGUAUGCUUUCAAUUCUGAUGGAAAUACACUCAUUGCAUUUUUCAGAUGACUCCAAACUAAGAUAUUUGCAGGCAUGGCAAAAUUUUAAAGAAUAAAUUUUACACCAAAGGACAAGAAAAAAAAUGAAUAGAAUUAACCCCCCCAAACCAGGCACAUUUAAUUAAUUGACAUUCAAAGGGAAUAAAAUGUUAUGACAGUGGUAACUAAACUGUUAUUGAAAUGACUUUUUAACUUAUGGUUAACAUUCCCAAACCCCUUGGUUUGCAGAUAUUAGUCAUGUGCCUAAAAACAAUCUAACAUCGAUAUAUAAAUAAACCUUAUAUUUAUUAAUAUUUGAUUUGAUAGGGUACAGUUUAUCAUUAAUUUUAAAUCAAUGUAGUGCCUUUUUAUAACUUUAAUACCCAUGCAUAUUUCCAUGAGUUUAUAUAACCUACAUAUAUCAUACAAAAGCAGAUGGAUUAUGAGAGUUACCACAUAUGCAAUUUUCAUCCAGGGUUUGUUAUUUGUAUUCAUAUUUCUAAGACUUUCUCAUUCAUACUUUCAUGUUUCAUGCUUCAGGAAUGUUAGCAUGGGGGAAAGAAGAGUGGUGCAGUAUUUUUGAAACAAUUAAGCAUUUAUUUUUCUGUUUUCAGCAGACCACUUGGCUAAAAGACACAAGCCAAAUAUAUCUCAUGGAACUGUACGAGUAUCUGUACCCAGUAAAAAAAUUUUGUAUACACUUUUUUUUAAGAACUACAUUUAAGGUUAAUUAAGCUUCAGUCAUUUCAGUUAUUUUCUAUGAAAUACUUUUGUAGAUAAGAAUAGAAAUAUUUUAUAGAAAACUGAUGUAAUGCAAAUAUGAAAUAAUUUGGCAUUUAUAUAGUCUCUUGUAAAAAUGUGGUGGUAUAUUGCAUAAUGCAAAAUGUGUUAUACAUUUUUACUAAACAGUAGGAAACUUAUUUCAUAAGAAAAGUAACACAAAAAUAUGUUGAUUGGAUAUCUUCCAAUUACUUCUUUGAAAUUAGCUAUCUCAAUCAAUAAACAUGAAUGAAUAUUAUAUGUGUCUAUAAAACAAAUAUCUACCUGUUAAAAUUCACAUGUAUUUCUAAAAGUUGAAGUUUUAUGAACCAAUAUUUGAUAUUGGUCUGUUAUGAUACUGGUAUCAUGUUAUGAUAAUUGUAACUAAACUGUUGUCAAAGUAACUCUUUAAUGGAUUAAUUAAUUUGUUUUUUUUUUUUGGGGGGGGGGUUGUAGCUUAACAAAUGAAGAGAUGAAAAUUUUGGCUUCUUCUUGAAUGUUCAAUAAUACCCUGGUGUACUUUGGACAAGUUCAUUUGCAUAGCAUUCUUUUUAAGAAGUUUUUUUUUACAUAUCACCAUACAAGUUCAACUCAAAUUUAAUUGUUAUAUUUUAAUACUGAGCCAUAGUUAUAUUCAUAUAUAUAGGUAGGAAAAUGCUUUUAACUUUAGUGUGCAUAUUUUAGAUUUUUACUUAUAAAUCAGUGAUAAUUUAUCAUGUUUUCAACUAAAAUACUUUUGAAAGAAUCUUAUUUUGCUGUUCAUUUAAAAACAAAACUUAAUAUGAUAUGUUGAAUCCAAAAUCAGUGUAUAUUUCAGUUGGUUCGGAGUCUAUUUAUAUAUAAUACAAAAGGUAGUAAUAAAACCAAUUUAAUUAAUUAGCAGAUUUCUUUGUCAGAAGCCAUAAUACCUUACCCAGCAUGCUUCAAUGAGAAGUUCACUGGAGUCAUGCAGACUAAAUUUUUAAAUAUAAAAUAUAAAGAUCAAAAUAUGAAAAUUAAUACUUUAUCAAUUAAUAUACCUACAAUAAUAUAUAUACAUAAAUUACCUACACAAAAAUUAUACCUAUCUUAAACUAUACCUAUAGAAAAUCUUGAAGUCCCAAAUCAAAAGGGUAAUUCUCUUGUGAAAAAUUAAUAAUAAUGGAAAAUUUAUAGCUAUAAUAUUUACUUAAAUCUGAGCUUUAAUAUGUUCUUUAAAUCUCCACUUUAAAUACAAAGUUUAUAGCCAUGUUUUCUUUAUAUCAUUGAAUUUUCCCCUUCCUGCAGUUCUCCUAAAAUAUACAUAUACACAUAUUGUUUUUAUAUUUUUGUUUGUCUAGCAUUUAAGAAUUGAAUAUUAAAAUGCAUAGUUAUGGACAAGCAUUGUUAAAUUGCAAUUAUUUUUUUUCAUUCAAAGAGUAUCCCUCAAUUUUAUAAUAUCCCCCAGUUUUUAAAGCUGAUGAAUAGAAUUUUCAUAUAGGUGCCUCCAAAUGAUAACACAGAAAUUACUUAUACAUUUCAGGGAAUAUUCAAAAACAUU